Messenger RNA from Columba livia (rock pigeon), 2772 nucleotides. It is a transcript of the gene PRDM13, whose product is annotated as PR/SET domain 13. Gene Ontology annotation, cellular component: nucleus. NCBI's taxonomy places the organism in Eukaryota, Metazoa, Chordata, Aves, Columbiformes, Columbidae. The record is from RefSeq and is a predicted model, not a curated record. Gene Ontology annotation, biological process: regulation of gene expression.
AUGACAUCUUUGCGAUUGCCAACUCGUGAGACGCGACCGUUCAAAAUCGCUGUCGUCCCCGCCGCGCGUCUCCGUGGUCCUUGCUCCCACGGUGCCACGCGUGACAGCGGCAAACAGAUCCAGAUUAAUGCCCACAAUAACGAUCACAUUGAAAACGUCGUGCCAAGGUUUAUCUUGCAGAGAGUGGGGUUACUUGAGAAGAGCCCCCUCAGCUACCUGGCACCUAUCGCCACCUACGCUCUAAGCGGAAAGCUCCAUGUGACCCUCUUGGAUGGACUCCGCAGCUGCUCGAGGAGCCAAACUCUCUCACCAAACUCUGCGCCCCAGAGCAUCCCCCUGCCAACGGGUACCCCUCCUGCUCCCGUUGAAAAGCCGGCGUCCACCACACCGCCGCGUCACUCUGCGGGCGGAGAUAAGUCUGUGCUCAUCCUCCCCGCCGCAGCCGCUGUCACUCCGGCCCCCUUAAGUAGUUGGGGUUCCCAAGCGCUCAGAGCCAGAGGCAGCGAUGCAAAGCAGCAGGCUCCGGCCAUCAGCGUGAGCGCAGAGAGCUGCAUCCCGGCUGGGCUGCGCCUGGGUCCUGUGCCGGGCAUCUUCAAACUGGGCAAGUACCUGUCAGACCGCAGGAGCCAGGACCCAAAAAAAAGGUAUUUUCCUACGGUCUCUCCUGCACCGCUGGACCUUGCUUUUUUCGUUGAUUCGGGGGGAAGCCGCCUUGGGAGAAGAGGCUGCUCUUUCGCUCUCUCUCUUCGAUCCUCCCUUCUUAGAGCGAGCCAGGAAAUGAAAGCGUUUCCAGAACGUCCCGAGAUGUCUCCUCGCGUCUUUGCCAGGAAAAGCUUGACCGCCCGUGCCCGUUCCCCCUCCUUCCCCAGCGCCGGUGCCCCGCUAGCCCGGCCGGCCCCCGACGGCGAGGCCAGGGGACCCGGGGGUUCUCUCGGAGAAUCGGACGCGCUCCCGCCUUGGACACGGACGUGCAGGUGCCCGGUACCCUGUGCCCGGUGCCAGAGGGCUCUGGUCUCGCCGCCCGACCCGCCCCCCGCGGAGCUUCGCUCACUCGAGCAUUGUCCCUUCCCCGGCAGGGCCAGGACGUGCACGUCUGGGGAGGAGCGGUACAUCUGCUGGUACUGCUGGAGGACCUUCAAGUACCCCAACAGCCUCAAGGCCCACGUCCACUUCCACUGCUCACUGAGCAGCCGGCCCUUCCUCCACCACGACCACGGCCGGCCCGCCGCCGCCGCCUUCGGCCUCCCGCCAAGGAGCCGCCGGCCGCCGCUGCGCGGCCAUCCGACACCCGGCUGCGGCCCGCGGGCCAUCAAGCGGGAGGUUGCCACCGCCUCCCCGCCGCUCUCCAAACCGGGGCUGCCUAAGCGGGCAGCGGGCAAGGAGGAGCAGGAGCGCGCCCUGGACAUGAGCGUGGGGGCCGCCCGUGGGCCGGGGCCGCUGCUGGGGCCGGCGGGCGCAACGGGCUGGCGCUCUGCCCCGGGGCGCUCGGCCUUCCGCCCCGCCGGGCCGCUGCGGGAGGAGGUGCGGGGCGCCUCUGCUCUCGGCUUCUCUAAGCUGCUGGGGGGGCUGAAGGCGGGACGCGCCGCUGCCGAGGCGCCGCCCAAGUGCGCGGCGCUGCCGGGGGGGCCGCCCCCCCGGCGGCGGCAGCGGCGGCGGCGGGCGGGGCUGGCGUGCGGCGGUGGGCUUCGCGCCUUCCCGCUGCUCUCGCCCCUGGAGGAGGCCUCGGCUUUCCGGCAGGUGGAGCGGGGGCUGCCCGCCGCUGCGCUGCCGCCCGCCCGCUACCCGCCGCUGCCCGGAGGCGCGCUGGAACGUUUUGCGCUGCCGCCCUUCGAGGGGCUGAAGGCGUACGCGGGGGAGUGCGGGCUGCCGGUGAUGCCGCUCACCGUCUACAACGGGGAGCUGCUCUACAGCGCCGCGCCCUACUACCCGCUGAAGCUGCAUCUCGGCGGCCUCCUCAAGUACCCCGAGUCGGUGUCAUACUUCGGGGGGCCAGCGGCAGGGCUGCACGCCGCCGAGCUGGGCUCGCUGGCUAGCAUCGACCGAGAGAUCGCCAUGCACACGCAGCAGCUCUCUGAGCUGGCGGCCGAGAAAGGCCGCGGGCGGCUAGAGGCGCUGCCAGCGGGGGCGACCGGGGCGGCCGGCGGGAAGCCCAAGACGGGGCACCUGUGCCUCUACUGCGGGAAGCUGUACUCCCGCAAGUACGGUCUGAAAAUCCAUAUGCGGACUCACACUGGCUACAAGCCGCAAUGCAAGGUCUGCCUGCGGCCCUUCGGGGACCCCAGCAACCUCAACAAGCACAUCCGCCUACACGCCGAGGGCAACACGCCCUACCGCUGCGAGUACUGCGGAAAGGUGCUGGUGCGGCGCCGCGACCUGGAGCGGCACGUCAAGUCCCGGCACCCGGGGCAGAGCCUCGGCAAGGCGGUCGAGGACAAGAGUGACUCUGGCUACGCGCACCCUGAGCAGGAGCAAAAGACUGACAACGAAAGCGACGUGGAUGUCUGCUUCACCGACGACCAGAGCGACCCGGAGAGCGGCAGCAGGAACCGCGAGCAGUGAUGCAGGAGCCGGCCGGGGCGGGGCAGCAGGCGCGGUGCAGCCCCUCUCCCUCCCCGUAUUACUCUGAGCUCCUGGCCUCCCGGGGCGGUCCCACGAGAGGCCGUGUCACGGGAGUGCGCGGGCUGGCAGGCCCCCGCUGGCGGCGGGGCGGUCAGGACUGCGAGUUCGUCGCGGGCGUCUCCGGACUCCAGCCUUCAGCGUCGUCCCCGGGGC